Molecule: messenger RNA, 619 nt
Organism: Indicator indicator
Lineage: Eukaryota; Metazoa; Chordata; Aves; Piciformes; Indicatoridae
Product: nucleoside diphosphate kinase 3-like
Exons: 5
Coding region: 20-529 (169 amino acids)
Biological process (GO): GTP biosynthetic process; CTP biosynthetic process; UTP biosynthetic process
Molecular function (GO): nucleoside diphosphate kinase activity
Source: RefSeq, a predicted model, not a curated record
CUUUAGGAGCGGCGCGGCCAUGAUCUGCCUGGUGCUGGGCCUCUUCGCCAGCUUCUUCCACAGCGCCUACAGCGGGGCCAGCGAACGAACCUUCGUGGCCAUCAAACCGGAUGGGGUCCAGCGGCACCUGGUCGGGGAGAUCAUCCGGCGCUUCGAGAGGAAGGGGCUGCAGCUAGUGGGGCUGAAGCUCCUGCAGGCCUCAGAGGAGCUGCUGAAGGAGCACUACGUCGCCCUUCGGGACAGACCUUUCUACAGCCACCUGGUCAAGUACAUGAGCUCUGGGCCUGUGGUGGCCAUGGUCUGGCAGGGCCUGGAUGUGGUCAAGACAGUUCGUACCAUGAUCGGGGAGACCAACCCAGCUGAAUCCAGGCCUGGCACCAUCCGAGGAGACUUCUGUGUGGAAGUCAGCAAGAAUGUCAUCCAUGGCAGUGACUCUGUGGAGAGUGCCCAGCAGGAGAUCUCCCUCUGGUUCCACCCAGAGGAGCUGAUCUGCUGGCAGGACACAGCUGAGCACUGGAUCUAUGCCUGAGGAGUAGCCUGAAGGGAGCUGCCCUCCCACCUGGACAUGAGGACUUCCCAUCAGCUCCAUCCUGGCUGCCAGGGGGCAGCUCUGUGUGGG